This is a messenger RNA of Penicillium chermesinum, 1026 nucleotides long. RefSeq lists its product as uncharacterized. Lineage: Eukaryota; Fungi; Ascomycota; Eurotiomycetes; Eurotiales; Aspergillaceae. The record is from RefSeq and is a predicted model, not a curated record. The coding region runs from base 1 to 1026 and encodes 341 amino acids. The transcript has 2 exons.
AUGCAUCUUUCUAUAGCUGUUGUUGCCUCCCUGGCAGUCAUCACACCAACCUUUGCGCUACCAGCAUUUUCAGGAUCCCAAUUAAAGUCUGCAGCCGAUGCAGUACCAGGCGAAUCAUCUCUAUUUGUCAACUACCAAGGAAAGAAAACUCCACUUGCAUCCAACUAUACCAAGGUCUCUCCCGCCACCGGAUCAGGCCCCGCUGGCGCAGACGACCUCCUUUUCCAGAACCUCCUCUCCGCUGAAUGGGUCAUCUACUCCUUCUACCAGCGGGCCGUAGAGUACUUUUCUGCAUCCGACUUUACCAAGCUCGGUUUCCCCAACAAUACCUAUGAAAGAAUCGUCGAAAUCCGAGACAAUGAAGCCGGUCACGUUCGUAUCUUCCAAGAUCAAAUCUCCAAGAACUCCAUCACCCCAGGUCCUUGCACGUACACCUACGGCUUCAACCAACUCGCCAAGCCCAACAGUACCAAGGAGUUCCUCGCGCUGCAGGUCCUCCUCGAAGUCUCCAGCAUGGCGUUCCUGACCGGCCUCGCCAACCAAGCCGACCUGAACAUCUCCAAGAGUGCCCUGAUGGCCAUCGGACAGGUCGAGAGUCGCCACAACACCUGGUCUCUCAUCGACGUGUACAACGUCUCCCCCUUUCUCCGGCCCCUCGGAUACCGUCUACCCCUACGCAAACCAGAUCCUGGAUCUGACCAACAUAACCUGCCCCGCUUCACGUUCAACCCUAAAACCACUACCGCUCGCCCGGGCUCUACCCUGGAGUUUGUGUUCCAAGCUAAGCCGACGUUUGCGGCGGACAAGGACUACUGGGCUGUCUUCUAUCAUGACCUCAACCAGGUCAGCGUUCCCUAUGACCCGAAGAAGAACGUUGCUACCAUUCCUAAAGAGUUUGAUAGCAAGGUGGGCGUCAUCAUGGUGAAUAUUGCCGAUGAGAAGGAUGCUCCCACUGAGGACAGUGUUGUUGCGGGACCUCUGAUUAUCUUGGAGCAGCCUGGCAGUUUGACAUUGCUCCUGGAUUAA